AAGUUUUCUUAAACAAUCAUAAUUUAUUACAUCAACACCGCCACCCUACUGCCGUUUUCUCAACCAUGCAUUAUCGCAUAUUUCGCGCGCUUUUACAUUUUCUUGUGUCGUCAUACGCUACCUAGCACUGAACACACACCAUGCGAAUGUCGCACAACAAAAAACAGCUGACUUUAUCAGUCAUCAUGCAGUGAAUGGGAAAAUACAUAGACGCAUUAAAGUACAUCUUUUCCAAUUGUAUACUUUGUGCACUGUUUUUGGUGAAAACACAAAAAAAGUGAUUACAAUUGGUUUUAAAUUACAAGAGUCAGCAGAUUAGUGUGUUAGCAGGAGCAAAAAACGUAUUUGCGCAUAAGCGUUACACGCUAUGGAGCAGGUUGCACAUGUAGAAGCGUGCCGCCUGUGCGCUAAUUUCUAUGUGACCGGUGCUGAGGUCGAAUUUGUGCAUCUCUAUCAACCAUUGGACGGACUUGAGGAGCAGCUACAGUUUGUACGCACGGAAUUGGGCAACUGGCGCUUACAGAUUUCGGACAACGACGGCUUGCCGCAACGUAUUUGUGCCAAUUGUUUUACACAAUUCUGCAAUAUAUAUGCAUUCCGUCAGCAAUGCAUGUUGGCACAAGAAAAAUUGUUGCAAUCAUUUGUGGGCGUUGGUUUGAGUGCAAAUAAUACAGCUACCGACGUAUCUAAACCACAGGUGAGCGCUAACGCUGAUUUGAGCAGCGACAGUGAGCUGUUGAAUGGUCUAAAAAUCGAAGCGCCUGUGACCAGCGCCGAAUUAAUGGCCAGUUUAGAUUGUCUACAAACACCCACCACUAGCGCUGAUGUCAUUGCCAGCUUAGAUGGCAUGCAAAUGCCCGCCAGUGUGGCGGAAACACUCUCCAUGCUCACACAGGAGUUGACUACCAUGCAAAAUGGUACACUGCUGGACACUAGCGCCAAUUCCAUAACCACGCAUGCCAAUAUGGAUACGAAGACGGCGCAAACGAAUGUUUUGCAAUUUAAUGCAGCUACAACAACAACACAAAAUAUCUACUAUACACAACAGACGCCAAUUAGCACAGUAAGUGCGGGCACAAAUACGCCAGUGACUUUAGUGGCCAGCAGCAGCAGCAGCGACACAAAGCGUGCUGCAAAGUGUGGCAAAUCAAACGACAUUGAUUUGGAGGAUAUGCUACAGGGCAGCAUAAUACAGAAGAGCACUAAUACCACUACAGAUUUGAAGCCUACCACGCAAAGUGAUGUCGCUGCAGCUCAAGAGCAUUACGCCAGCUACGAUGAGCUGUUGGAAGAUGAUAUGGAUCUAAUCUCCUGCUCCGAACCGGAGGACUCACAAGAAAUGGACGAACUCGAAGCAGAUGUGGAUCCCAGCACACAAACACGCAUCUCACGCAAUCCCUUCGCCUGUCAAUACUGCUACUGCCCCAACUCCGGCUCCAUAGAUCACCUGGUGUUCGAUAGCUCCGAAGCGCUCUCACAGCACUUCUUUGACGUGCACGACCCGAAUUUGCCCUACACAUGUCCGUAUUGCCCGCAAAAAUACAGUUCCGUCAAGCAACGCGACUAUCAUGUGCGGCUCAUACACCCGACCGCCGCCAAGGCCGAACACUGCAGCUAUUGUAAGAAGUCGCUACGUUCGCCCAAGGAAUUGCACGAGUUCAACUGUCAAUAUGUAAGCAAUUGGCAUUGUGAGACGUGUGAUCAGCGUUUUGUGCAAGUGCCCUUGGGGCGUUUUCGCACGCAUCAGCGUCAUCAUGCGGCGAGCAAGUACAAGUGUCGCGAUUGUGCGCGUGUCUUUGUGCGUCGCAGCAAUUUGGAGGCGCACGAACGCAUGCAUCGACCCGCCGCCAAUCCCGUUACUCACACGAUACAGUGCGAGCAGUGUAAAGAAGUAUAUUCCAAUGAUUACGAGCUGCGUCGCCACAAGUAUCAGGCGCAUAAUGGCGCUCUGCCCGUGCGUUGCGAGUACUGUCACAAGGGUUUCGUCAGCAUGGCCUUUCUCAGUCGCCACACGCAACACUUCCAUCCAGAGAAGUUGAAUAGCAACAAUUACGCCUCGGCCACUUGCAGCAAUUGCGGCUGCGCCUUCAGCUCGAUACACAAACUGCGUUUGCAUUUACAGCGUCCGCGUGACGAGAAUGGACGCUGUGUGGAAAUUGUGCACGAGGUGGCACCGUAUCAGGAGCGUGCACGCCAACUGCGUCGACCGCGUCUACACUCCUGCCAACACUGCAAUAAACGCUUCUCCACGCGCGCCACACUCGAGAAACACAUGAGCACGCACGAGGCCGUCACGUAUGGCUGUAAUGAGUGCACGACGACCUUCGAGAAUGCCAACGAGCUGAAGCAGCAUGUCAUGCAGUUGCACGUGAAACCGCGCUACCUCAAAUGUGAGCACUGCGACAAGCGUUUCUGUUAUAUGCGCGAACUGCAACAGCACCAGAGAGUGCACGCGGCGGCGUACGAUGACAAAUCGCUGCAUUGCGCCAUCUAUAGGUGUGGCUUUGUCGCAUCCAGCGCGCAGGAGGCGCACGACCAUGCGGUGCUCAAGCACAAGCUGCUCGCCUGUGACUAUUGCGAUGGGCUCUUCUCGCGCAAUCGGCUUUCAGCUCACGUACGCAAUGCGCAUGCCUCGGUAAUUGGUGCAACUGAACCGAAUAACAACCGUGUCAAUGAAGGUCGCUUACGCGCUAAUGCCACCUUGGCGGCGCAAAACGAAGACUCUUUGGCUGUGGCCAGCAUACUCAAUCACACCAGCAGUCAAGUAAAUAAUAACGAUAUAAUGGUCUCAUUCGAAGACAACGCCAAUAAUGGCGGUGAGAAGGUGCGCGUCGAAUUGGUGCACCAACAAACGCCGAGUAUUAGCAGUUUAGUGUUGCAAGAGCAAACGUCCAACACUUUCAAACCACUCAUACCUUCGUCGGCUGUUGAUGAAAUGGAGCAGAAUUUCCUAAUGAAUAAUUUGCUCGAUCCGGAUCAUGAGAUCAUCGUCACAUGAUAGAUUGUGGACGACCUACUUUGGUAUAUGUAGUUGUGACUGUUGAUUUCAAUACAAGAAAACAAAAACAAAAUUGUUUUGCAAAAAAGUAUUGCCCCAAAAUUGUAUGCAAAAAAGCUUAAGUGUGACCUUAAAGUGAAAAUCUCAUAGCAUUAAAAUUUAAAACUAAAAAAUAAUAAUUGUUUUUCCGACAAUUUGCGACGUUUAAGUGAUUAUUUUUUAAUUAAAAACAUAUGUUUAGUUAUCCAAAGAAUUUAUUUUAACAGUUGUUAUUUACAGCUGCGAAAAAACAACUAUUGAAUUAAAAAAAAAACUAAUGAAUUGCACAUAAUGCAUUUUAAUUAUGUAAUUCUCGUAAGUUUAGCAUAUAAACAUAUACAGCAGAAUAUUGCUUGAACAAAAACAUAUUAUUUACGAUUUAUAGCAAAGAAUUGCUAGCAAACUGAAGCUAUAAUUUACAUUAGCAUUUUAAUUAGCAUAUAAGCCCUACCGACAGCGCAUUAAACCACAACUGUAUAUGAAAAGCAAGCUAUUAAAAACAGUAUUCCAAUUAAAAACAUAACUUCCGAAAAAACAACAGCUAAUAAUGUAACGGGAAUUGCCAAUUUAGACAGCUAUAUACGUAUUGGCAAAAGAAAAAUCAAACUCCAAGAAAAACUUUGAAUAUAAGUAAAAUUAUUGGAAAAAAUUGCGCUGCAUACCAAAAUUUCAUUGAUUUGAGUUUUUAAACAAAAAACAAUACAUGUUCGAAAAUUCAAACAUAUUUCGAAAAUGCACAUUUGCCGCAAAAAUAUUAAAAUAGACAGCUAGCAAUUAUAAAAACUUAUAUUUAGACAUAUAACAUGCAGCCAAGUGAAUUUCGAAAUUUCGAACAAGCAUAAAAUUACUAAAAGGUAAUCAAAAAAAUAUAAAUAAUAAUUGUAUUAAACAAAAAACAAACUUACAUAAGUGCGUAAUAUAUAUAAGCAACAUUUUGCAACGUAUUUUUGUCGAAUUUUUACAGCAACCACUAAAUUUCUUCGAAAAAAUUUGUUUUAUAAUAUUAACUUAAACAUUUUUGUUAUUACUUUAGUUAUUUGUUAUUGAUUAGACUUGUAUUUACGAAUUUUCAAAGUCAAAGCUUACGAAACUAUUAAUUUGUAUGACUUAAUUCCUUCGCAUUAAUCAAAAAUUUGCGAAAAAAAUAUGAUCAACUUUCUUUAAGCAAUUUUUUGUUAUUUUUUAUAACAAUACGAAUUUGGCAACUCCUUACAGUUAUUCAAAAAAAUUAAUGUAUUCAAUUACGAAGGCUGUUAGCUAGUAAUAUAAGUUUUUUAAGGAAUUUGUAAAAACAUUUCAAUAUAUUUUGUUUAAUUUUAGGCUUUUUUUCGUACAAAAUUUAUCUUUUUAUUUACAAAAAAUAUUGGUUUAUCCAAAAAAUUAUUUGAAAAAUCUGUAGAAUAAUGAAAUACUCAAUAAUUGGCACUUUUUGAUAAAAAAUAAUAAUUUCGAAUUUUCGAAUAUGCUUGUAAAAUGUAACUUUAUAGUAGGGCAAGCUUUAAAAACUGCCUACUAACAUAAAUUAACGCUUUUUAGGCAUUCGAAAUUAACUUCGAAAAUUCGAACAUUAAUAAAAAUAUGUCAAAAACUAAUUAAAUAUCAUAUAAACACGAAGAAUUUUGUUAAAAGCUACAUAUUUUGGUUAUAGAAAUAUUUUUGUGCUCAUAAAAAGCAAUUGUUAUGCUCUUUUUAUUGCUACAGCCAUGUACAACAACGAUUUUUGUUUUUAUUAUAACACAUAUUAAGUAGUACGGGGUCAUAAAAAAUA
Molecule: messenger RNA, 4805 nt
Organism: Zeugodacus cucurbitae (melon fly)
Lineage: Eukaryota; Metazoa; Arthropoda; Insecta; Diptera; Tephritidae
Product: zinc finger protein 93
Exons: 5
Coding region: 368-2998 (876 amino acids)
Biological process (GO): regulation of DNA-templated transcription
Cellular component (GO): nucleus
Molecular function (GO): zinc ion binding; RNA polymerase II cis-regulatory region sequence-specific DNA binding; DNA-binding transcription factor activity, RNA polymerase II-specific
Source: RefSeq, a predicted model, not a curated record